AGCAAAGAAAAUUACUGGUAAUUAGUGAAGACACGUUCCAUGUCUGUGUCGCGCCACUCUGGUAGUAUAGCUAUCGAAGGUGGCAACGAAUCCCACCUUCAUCUUCAUCUUCAUCUUCUCAAAGAACUAGAUUCUAUCUUAUACUUAGAUUUCUUCUGUCCAAUAACUCAAGCAAUCUGAUUCUCUGUUUUCUUUUCUUACUCCAAAUUCUUAAAAGCAAAAUAAGAAAGUGAAAGCAUAAACAACAUGAAGAAGACCAUCAUUUCACGCUUGCUACAUUCACAGUCUCCACCAUUUCUUAAACCCCAUUGUUACCGAGACAGUUCACUGUUUGCAGCUAGAAUUGGAAGAUUCUUGUCUACAGGCUCUGAGAAGGUUGAUGGAUCAUCAAAACUUGAAGAAGCAGAGAGAGAGGAAUUUACACCUCCAAGAGAAAAGCUACUUGUUUUAGGUGGAAAUGGAUUUGUUGGGUCACAUAUAUGCAUAGAAGCUCUAGCCCAUGGUUUGAACGUAUCCAGCUUGAGCAGGUCGGGAAAAUCUUCUCUACAUGAUCCUUGGGCUAACGACAUUGUCUGGCAUCAAGGAGAUCUGCUUUCACCUGAUUCACUAGGGAAUGCACUGAAUGGAGUGACCUCUGUGAUCUCAUGUGUUGGAGGUUUUGGCUCAAACUCUUACAUGUAUGACAUCAAUGGAACUGCAAAUAUAAAUGCUAUUAGAGCUGCCUCAGAACAAGGUGUCAAAAGAUUUGUAUAUAUCUCUGCUGCCGACUUUGGUCUGGUGAAUUAUUUACUAAAAGGAUAUUUUGCUGGAAAGAGAUCAACAGAAACCGAACUACUGGAUAAAUUCCAGCAUGGAGGUGCAAUACUUAGGCCAGGUUUCAUACAUGGUACUCGCAGGGUUGGGAGUGUUCAUUUACCUUUAAGUAUCAUCGGGGCUCCACUGGAGAUGGUCCUCCGACAUGCUAAACCACUGACCCGACUCCCACUCAUUGGUCCUCUAUUUAUACCCCCUGUAAACGUCACUUCAGUGGCAAAGGUUGCUGUAAGAGCUGCAGUUGACCCAGCAUUCCCUUCUGGCGUUGUUGAUGUGUAUGGUAUACGACAAUAUAGCCAACAAAACCCCGCUUAGGCUCAGUCUGUGCUUUUGUUUUUUUUUUCCUUUAAUACAAGUACAACAAUGAUGUAGCUGAUCUUUACUAGCAAUGACACUGUCCUUGAACAUUAUAAUCUGAUGCCAAUUCCAAUUGAGAUCAGAUCAUUUUUUAAAAAAGAUUUUAUGCAA
Populus nigra (black poplar) is the source of this 1281-nucleotide messenger RNA. RefSeq lists its product as uncharacterized. Lineage: Eukaryota; Viridiplantae; Streptophyta; Magnoliopsida; Malpighiales; Salicaceae. The transcript has 10 exons. Gene Ontology annotation, cellular component: mitochondrion. The coding region runs from base 247 to 1128 and encodes 293 amino acids. The record is from RefSeq and is a predicted model, not a curated record. Gene Ontology annotation, molecular function: protein-containing complex binding.